CAGUGGUCAAGUAGGCUAUCCCCAUCCCUAUCCUGUAUUGUGAAGCUCUGUAUUGUGCUCCUGCUCAACUGAGCUGAAAAUGGCUUUACCUCUCCUACCAGGAAACUCCUUCAACAGAAAUCUAGGGAAGGAAAAAUUCCACAAAUCGCAGCAUUUUGGCUAUUCCAAUGAUAUAUCUAUGCUACUUGGAGAAGAAAAGCCUGGAAUUGGUGGCGAACCCCUUCUUGGACAGAAACCAAAACCUAAAUUCAGUGUGUUUCCUAAAGGAGUAGGCAGCAAUGCUCCAUCCUGGGUAGCUUUUGACAAACAGGUUCUUUCAUUCGAAGCAUAUUUUGAGGAGGUAGUUCCACUGAGUAGAGAAGAAACACGUCGAAUCAGACACUGCAAAAUAUAUUUCUACCUCGAGGAUGACACAAUACAAGUAGUGGAACCCCAAAUAAAAAAUAGCGGUAUACCACAGGGCACAAUAAUACGACGUCAUCGGAUUCCACUUCCUUCGCCUAACGAUGAUCAGUUUUACACUGUCGAUGAUUUUAACAUCAAUAUGGACAUUGUUUUUUAUUCAAGAUUUUUUAAAAUUGUGAACUGUGAUGAGUUUACACAUAAUUUUCUAAGGAAACUGGGAAUCCGAUUAAAUCCUCCUGGGUCAAUUCCACCGGACUCUUACUCCACAAUACGCAGAAAGAUGAAAGAAAAUAUGAAGCCUUUGCGUCCAUAUGAGCGUACAGAUACACUCAAACAGUUUCUGGAACAUGACAGAGAAGUGCUACGUUUCUACUGCUUCUGGGAUGACACACUCUCAAUGUUUGGGGAUUGCCGGGACCUUAUUCUACAUUAUUUCCUAGCAGACGACACCAUUGAGAUUAUUGAGAUAAUACCACCAAAUGCUGGCAGAGAUACAGUUCCAGUAUUUCUCCAUAGAGGAAAGCUGCCCAAGGAUGCCCCCACAGAAAUGUACAAACCAGGGGAGGUUACUUCACGCACUGUCUUGAAUGUAUUUGGACCAAUGGGACAUGGUGGUCGUUAUAUUCUGGAUAAUCUAAAGACAGGAGCUGUGCAUCAGGAGUUUUACAAGGACUGUGACCUGGCAGUAGGAGUAGCGCUUAAUGCAUGGGGAAGAAAUAUUAUUCUUUGUGAUUGUGAUGAAUUCACCAAGAAUUAUUACAGAACAAAAUAUGGAAUUGAGGACUUUGCCCCAGUUCAGUACAAAGCUGCUCCACCACAAAGAACUGAGAGAAAAUUGCCACCAUACAAUGGUUUUGGUUCAGAGGAAGAUUCUCUCUGUUCCUGCUUAGGACUUUUACCAAAACCACCUCAGCGUGAUUUCAAGAAAUUUAUGGAAAAGGACAGGAAUGGCCUUGAAAGUAAUGUGCUCAGAUUCGUAGCAAAACUUGCCACAGAUAAUCCUAUUGAUAAGGAGCGAAAAUUCAUUAUCUCCUACUUCUUGUGUGAUGACUCCGUAUCGGUUUUUGAGCCACCUCAAAGGAACUCAGGAAUAGAUGGUGGUAAAUUUUUGGAAAGAUGCCGUGUUAAGAAACCUGGACAAGAACUUUUCAAGAGCGAGCUGUCAGACUACUUUAAAGCUGAAGACCUUUUUGUUGGAGCCAGAGUUAAGUUCAAUGACCACAACUUUAUUCUUGUCGACGCCGAUGAAUAUGUUUUCAAUUAUAUGGAGAAGAAUGCAAAUGAGUUCCCUAUGGCUGACAUUAUUGCCAUUAUAAGUAAGUUAAGGAGUAUUGCAGAACCAAGACCACGCGAAAUCAAGCAACUCUUUGCAGCUAAUGAUCCUGGGAACAGCACUGAGAUGGCUUAUGAAACUUUCAGAAAUAUUCUGGUGGAUAUAUCAGACAAACAACUUACUGAACACCAAAUUAUGACUAUUGGACGCUACUACAGUGUUAGAGAAAAGCCGGAAAUCGAUUUAAAUUCCCUUCUUGCUUUGGCCCAUGAGCAACUGAAGAAAAAAGCCUUUGAGAAUUUUAACAAACUCUGUGACGCCUUUAAAUACAAUGACCGUGAAAAGAAUGGCUCACUUUCGUUUCGAAAAACAAUUACAAUUUGCAAAGCUUUCAAGAUUCCUUUGGAAGAUGAUCUUCUCCGAGCAAUACUACACAAGUAUGAAGAAAACGGUGAUCAGGUUAAUUAUCUGAAAUUCACUUCUGGACUUAACUGGCGAGAAAAUCCUACUCGUGCCAGGCAGAUCACUCCAAUUAAGUAUGAUGCUCAGUGGAGUGGAGAAAAUACAUCCAAUGUUGUGAAACGUGUCAACUUUAUGCGUUUUCUUGAUGACUUGUUUGGCCUUCGAGAGUAAUGUGAAGAACACUUUGAAGGUCUGGGUCAUUAAUGAGUUAAUCUUCAGUCUUUCAAUAGAAAAAAACAAAAACAGAAAAAUAUAGUAUUGAUUUCAGGAACAACUACUUAAAAGAUGCAAUAAAUUCUAAUUGAAGCAA
Pelobates fuscus (common spadefoot toad) is the source of this 2450-nucleotide messenger RNA. It is a transcript of the gene EFHC2, whose product is annotated as EF-hand domain containing 2. Gene Ontology annotation, molecular function: alpha-tubulin binding. NCBI's taxonomy places the organism in Eukaryota, Metazoa, Chordata, Amphibia, Anura, Pelobatidae. Gene Ontology annotation, biological process: mitotic spindle organization; cilium-dependent cell motility; mitotic cytokinesis. The transcript is spliced from 15 exons. The record is from RefSeq and is a predicted model, not a curated record. Gene Ontology annotation, cellular component: axoneme; microtubule; mitotic spindle. Bases 80 to 2311 code for a protein of 743 amino acids.